This is a messenger RNA of Plenodomus lingam JN3, 780 nucleotides long. RefSeq lists its product as uncharacterized. Gene Ontology annotation, biological process: attachment of spindle microtubules to kinetochore. Gene Ontology annotation, cellular component: DASH complex; spindle microtubule. Lineage: Eukaryota; Fungi; Ascomycota; Dothideomycetes; Pleosporales; Leptosphaeriaceae. The record is from RefSeq and is a predicted model, not a curated record.
AUGACGCUCCUCGAUGCUCACCUCGAGCAGAUUUCCUUUUGCGCCGCCUCAAUUGCAGAGCUACCAUUCGCUCCACCAAAGAUAUUCACCAAUGCCUUGCUACAAAAUCACGACAUCACCAGCCUGAUUCGGGAUACCGAACUGCAUGAGCGUGCACUCUUCUCCGUCCCGCCGCCGCCAGCUGCACCAAAACACGCGGAGCCAUCGGUAGCUGCAAACAGACGCAACACCAUUUUCAACGCGAAUGGCGCGGGAGCCAGUAUAUCAGGGGGAGGCGCAAAUGCUGUGAGAGCGCCCAGAAGAAAUACAGCCGUCGCAGCAGUGCUGGGCAAUGAUCUGGUCGAAAAGAUACGGAGAGGAGGUGGAGGUGGAGCCGGGUCUGGCCUCGGCUACAGGACCUACGAUGGGAACAACAAGAACGAGGUAGAUGUCGAGUCACUGCUCGAAGGUGCUGAGAAGUUACUUGGGGUGUAUCCAAUCCCAGGCGCCAAGGAGAAGAUAGCAGCAUUGCGCCAACGACACGCCCAAGUCGCAGCUUCCAUCGAUUACUACGAAGGCAAACUAGCAGAGCAAACCACGCAGCUGAGUCGCCUCAAUCGCAACCGAGACUUUGUAGACGACGAACCAGACGACGUGGAAGCAGAGCCCCCCGUUGCAGCCCCCAUGACCGACGAGGACCUAGCCAGGGAAGAAGAGGAAAUGAAACAACUCGAGAGGAAGAAGAGAGAGCUGGAGAGCCGCGUACAGUCCAUGUCACGGGAUAUAUCAGGACUACGGUAA